Molecule: messenger RNA, 2883 nt
Organism: Helicoverpa zea (corn earworm)
Lineage: Eukaryota; Metazoa; Arthropoda; Insecta; Lepidoptera; Noctuidae
Product: protein C1orf43 homolog
Exons: 5
Coding region: 121-915 (264 amino acids)
Source: RefSeq, a predicted model, not a curated record
AAUGCGAAUCGUAACAGAAAAAUAAAAAACAAAGAUUUUUUUUUAACUCUCAAUUUAUUCUUCCGAUUGUGAUUGUUUAGACAUUUUUUAAUUUGCUCGCUCAAUGAUUUAAUAUCCAAAAUGCAGGACUUCACGAGUUUGAACAUAAUAUUUAUAAUAAGUGGUGGAGUGUUGACUUUCGUGAUCCUGUUCAUCUUUGCCAAGAGGCAGAUAACAAGGUUCGCCCUUCGGUCUAGGCGAGGCCCUCACAUCCCUAUCGGAACUGAUGCCAAAAAAUGCCUGAAGAAAGAGCUAGAGCGUCGCAUAGAAGCGGUACCUCGCAUAAUGCACGAGCCGCGGCUGCUGAGCACGGAGCCCUCGCACUACAUCCUGGAGCCACAACAGCCAUACCACUACAGGUUCAGAGCUGUGGAUGAUGUCAAGACUCUUGAAGAGGAAAUAGCUCGCCAAGAUCCUGGUCUACGCAGACAUCCUCGAGAGUCCCUCCGAGCCUUCCUCCUGUCAUCUCUCGCCGCCCCCCUCGACGGGCGCGGUCAGAAGCUAGUGCAUCAGUUCUGUGACACCUAUGAGUUCGCCAGGCACCACCCUGGAGAGUUCGGGGAAGAUGAAUACACGGCUUACAGCAGGCUGCUGUUGAAAUUGUUAGAUGCAGCGCGGCUGCUGGGCCGCGUGGGCGGGUGCGUGGGCGGCGGGGGGCGGGCGUCGCCGGUGCGGCGCGGGCGGCUGCUGGACGCCGCGCGCCUGCGCCCCGCGCUGCCGCGGCACAACAACCUGCCUGCUGCGCUGCAUAAGCAUUAUACUGCCUUAGAGAACAUGCCAAUAGACUCAAAACUGGAGGACGAAAUCAUCAGGAUCCCAGUAAAGAGUCCUACCGAGCCGCUGGUGAAGGCGCCGGCAGACGAGACGGCCGUCUGAGCGCGGCUGCAGCGCCACCCCGCGCAGACGCUGUGAGAUGAACGUUGCUACGUCAUCGGUGAUUAGUGAACGGUGAACUGUUUAGUGAGUGGUGAUGAGAGUAGGGUGAUGUAGUGGUGAUAGGUCUAGGUGCAAUAUGAAUAGUUAUGUUACUCAAGUGUAUUAUUUUAAAGCAUUUACGAUAUUUGUAGGUAAAUAGUAAAUGAUGAUGAUAGACAAUGGUGAAUAAACAGGCCUACCAAUCAAUCAAUUUUGGUAGUUAAUGGUGAUGACAUUAUGUAUUUGCAGGAAGUGAUAGUUGUAUAUGGUGAAAAAACAAUAAAUUAAUAUGUUUUUAAGUGAAAUGGAACACUUAAUAUUUAUUCAAAACAGUAAAAGAACAUUACUAUUAGUUAUACACCACAAUAGUGACUGGUGAUGGUAAUGAAUGAUAGUUGAUUGGUGAAAUAAAUAUAGUCUGUUGUACUUAUCAGUGUAGUAAGAAAAAAAAUUACAGAAAAAUUGACAAUUCAAGAAUGAUAAAUACCAAUUAUGUACAUAAGACUCAUGUGAUUGAACUUUCUAAUUGUGCACCAAAAUAGUGUCUGGUGAUGCUAAGAGUGGUGAAAAAUAUGCGAUAUAAUUAAAACUGAAUAAAAACUCUAUAAGCAGUGGUAAUCAGUGACAUUCCAUAUAGACAUUUAGCAAUUACUGUAAUUUUCAUGAUGUCAAUGACUUGAUGAAAUGAAAUUGACUGUUUUUUAAAGUGUGAUAAAAAAUGGACAAUUCAUGGGUGAUAAAUGACAUUUCUGUACAUGAGACAUAGUGAUUGAACAUAUUAAAAUACGAGUGAUUAAUGUUCCAAAGAACUUUUUCCGUCUUAUCAGGACAUUUGGUGCAAUAUUGUGCAUUUAUGAGUGGUGAGAAUAUCGUUAACUAAGAAUUAUUUAUAACAUGUGCGAAGAAUAAAAUAAAUAAAUAUGGUAUGUGACUUUCAUGUAAAGAACUAUCAGACAUUAUAAGUUGAAGUGAGGGAACUAUAGUUAAUUAUAAGUAUUAGGCGAGAUGGUGAUAAUAGUGAAAGAUGAACAAACCACAUUUUGUUGAUGGCGAUGAUGACACUUGAUAAUAAGUGUGGUGAGUGAUAAUGACACUUUACAAUAAACAGUUAUAGUGAGAAUUGCAUUGUCGGUGAAGAGUUUUAAUGUAUUUAUUAAUGUAUGAAUGUAAUAUAAUAAUUUUAUACCUAUGUACAAACAUGUCAUCAAUGUAUGGUGUUUAGAAAUGUGUAUCAAUUAUUUAUUGCUUGCAAUCUAUGGAUUGUACAGCACUUUAAAAAAGAAUCUUCAACUGUGUCUGUAUUUCAAAUACUUUGAUGUUGUCGUUAAUACAAUACUUUGUGAAUGUAUAGAUUCUAUUCUAUUCUAUUUGCCAUAGAACUGCAUCAUGAAGGUAAAUAUUGAACCGAUUUUGAAAAUUUUACCUGCAAAAAGUAUAAUUAUAUCAUUUUAAUCAGCUGUAGGAAGUAGUUCCCGUGUGUUCCCGAGUAAAUCUAUUUCUUUAACAUAUCAGAUUAUCUUCCAAAGAAUGGUAAUCUAUUAUUAUCUAAAUGUAUUUAAACUCAUUCCUAAUUAAAUUAUAAUAAGUGAUAUAGGAUAUCCAAUAUAAAACAUAAUAUGUGUACUAGCUUAUAGCAUUUUUAUUUGGUCAAAACAGUCACGGUGUUUAAAGUAACCAGUGUGCGCUAUCUAAACCUAUUCGAAUUUGACUAGAUAAUAAUUAUAUUAUAUGUCGUCAAUACAAAUAUUCAGUCGAUGAUAUACAUUAAUAUAAGUCAGAUAAUACAAGUCAUGCUUAGUAUAUAACUUAAAUAUUUAUUCAUCAAUAAUGAUGUCUCGACCGAAGUGGCUCUCCCUGUAGGAAAAUAAUAAAAAACAUUAAUAAUGAAACUGCUACUUAUAGAAUCAACAAUAAAUCCAAUCAAGUUAA